Molecule: messenger RNA, 3759 nt
Organism: Musa acuminata subsp. malaccensis (wild Malaysian banana)
Lineage: Eukaryota; Viridiplantae; Streptophyta; Magnoliopsida; Zingiberales; Musaceae
Product: protein PAT1 homolog 1-like
Biological process (GO): deadenylation-dependent decapping of nuclear-transcribed mRNA; P-body assembly
Cellular component (GO): P-body
Molecular function (GO): RNA binding
Source: RefSeq, a predicted model, not a curated record
UUCCAUUUAAUUGCGUUCUCUUCCUACGCACACUUCGAUGCUUAUUUCUUCGCUCUCUUAUUCGUCGCUGCUUUUAUUUAUGAGGCGAAGUGCCACUCCUCCCUCGGCCGACCAAGUUUUGCUCCCAGAUCUCGGCUCCCGGGAAUGCUAAACCUGGAAUCGGAUUCGAAGGAGGGGGCUGCGAGUAUGCUUCUCUCGAUCGGUUCCGCCUUAGAUCAGUCUUUUGGGCGUUAGCUUCUGUCUGCAGGACGCCAUGAGCAGAAUCGACACGGAGAGAAACCCCUACCCCAACGAUGGUGUUAGGGAAUUGGGAGAUGGUAGCGCAGGUUAGUUCUUUUGUUUCUUCAUUUUUGGUGUGGGUGUGGUGGAGGUCCUCGAUCUGCUAUGGUGCUACGAUUUUGGUGAACGUGGUUGCUCUUUCUUUUUGGUUGGGCUUUGGAAAGGAUUCGAUCUUUUAGUUGUUUGUUGAGGGUUUGGAAGGGCUUCACAUGUAUCUGCUGUGGUUAUGGCGAACCUCGAUCUGUGAUGGUGCUACAAUUUUGGUGAACUUGGCAGCUGUUUCGUUUAGUUGCGUUUUAGGCGAAGAGUCGAUCUUCUAGUUGUUUUCUUUGAGGGUUUGGAAUCGCUUCACGUGUAACUGCUGUGGUUAUGGUUGAACUUGAUCAGUGAUGGUGCUACAGUUUUUUGGUAAACUUGGCAGCUGUUUCUAUUUGCUCUGGGUGUUGAAAAAGGUUCGAUCUUUUACCUGUUUCUUGACGGUUUGGAAUGCCUUCACAUGUAUGCUGUGGUUAUGUGGACGUCGAUCUGUUAUGGUGGUGCUUUGUUGUCUGGGUUUAGGAAAAGAUACACUCUUUUAGUUGUUUCUUGAGGGUUUGGAAUGGUUUCACAUGUGACCGGAAAUUUAGAUGUUUCAUGGGUGAGAAUAGUCUUACUUACGGAUGUGUACAUUAACGAUGAGCUUGUUUAAUUCCUCCUCCUAGAGCGUUUUUAUUGCUGGUGUGCGUGACAUUCCGUGCUUGAACUUCUGUUCUAGUUUAUGCGGAUCAUUCUGAAUGCUGCUUCAUGAUACAUGAAUCUUUCGUUGUGCUUAAGUUCCUGUGUCGAUUUAUUUUUACAUGCAUAUGUAUAUUCUUGGUCAUGCACUUUAUCAGUUGUUGCCUGAGUUCAGUUUACACCAGAGGUUUGUCAACGAUUCUUCCCAUUUGCAAAAUUGACCCUGAUAAUGCUCUGUUUGAUGCCUCACGAUAUGCAUUCUUUGGUAAGGAUGUCAUGGAGGAAGUUGAGUUAGGGGGUCUGGAAGAUAAGGAUGGUGAUACUGAUGGUUUUGUUGAUCUUAAUGAUGAGAAACACACGUUUUCUUCUAUUGGUGAUAAAGAGUUUGAAGGUUUUGCAUCCUUAUCUGAGAUUGAUGACCUUGAGAGCACCUUUAGGAAGCUGAACAGAGUUGUCAGUGAACCAAGGAGCGUGGGUAUUAUUGGUGAUAGAGGAUCUUUUUCUAGAGAAAGUUCUUCUGCUGCAGAAUGGACACAGGAGGCUGACUUUCCAAGCUGGAUUGAUCAAGAAAUAUUUGAUGCUGAAGAUGCCGAGGAAGGCAAAAGGUGGUGGUCACAACCAGAUGCCACUUGGUCUCAGCUCAAUGAACUAAAUCCAUUAUACAGAACAUCCUCAUAUCCUGAACAACAGCAGCAACAACACUCCAGUGAACUGAUCCAUGGGCCCAAGUCAUCUUUUACCUCCUACCCUCCACCUGGUGGACAAUGCCAUCCUUCAUUAAACCUCACACGUCAUUUGAGUUUGCCAUCUGUCACUGCUGCAUUGCAAAUACCUAUUCCUUUUCCAUACUCUAGUUCUCAGCAUCAGUUGGAAGGAUUACCACAUGGGCUUCACUACGGUGCAAAUGCACAGUUUACACCUCAUGGUAUUUCAUCAACCUGCAUUCCAGUGAACUAUUGGCUGAAUCAGACAAGCCUGUUUUCACGGGAACAUUCCAGCAUGUUGCCUAACUUGUUGCAGAAACAGCUACUACUACCAAAUGGUUCACUUCCUUCACACCUAUUGUCACAGCAGCAACAGCAGAGAUUACAGCUGGUCCAGCAGUCUCUCACCCAUUUCUCACACUUGCAGCCUAAUAAUUUGAACCUUCAUAACCAGCCCCUACGAAAAAUAAACAAGUUUGAGGCAGCUACUGGUAUGUCUAGUUCAAGAGACCAUCGAUCUAAAACAUCUCAUAGGGGAAGACAUAAUAUGCGGCUAUCUCAACGGGCUUCUGAAACUGGCAUCCUGAAGAGCAACAGUGGCUUUCAACUUAGAUCAAAGUACAUGUCAGCUGAAGAGAUAGAAAGCAUUUUGCGGAUGCAGCAUGCGGCAACUCAUAUCACUGAUCCUUACAUAGAUGACUACUAUCAUCAAGCUUGUCUUGCAAAAAAGUCAGCUAGUUCAAGACUGAAUCAUAACUUUUGUCCGACAGUGAUAAAGGAUCCUCCAUCACGAUCACGUGCUAAUAAUGAAUCACAUGCAAAUUGUCAGGUUGAUGCACUUGGGAGGGUUCAAUUAUCUUCAAUACCUAGGCUUCAUCCUCUCCUUGAGGUUAAUAUGCCAUCCGCAUCAGGUGAUGAUCAUUCUAUGAAGCCUCUUGAACAAGAGCCUAUGUUGGCUGCUAGAAUCACAAUUGAAGAUUGUAAUAGUCUUCUUCUAGAUAUAGAUGAUAUUGAUCGGGUGUUACAGGUUAACCAACCACAAGACCGUGGGUUGCAUCUGAAGCGGAGAAGACAAGUUCUUGUUGAAGUGAUUGCUGCAUUACUGCAGCUUGUCGAUCCCCUUGGCCCUGGUACAGCUGAUCAUUCAGUAGGUUUUGCCCCAAAUGAUGACCUUGUUUUCCUACGCAUUAUUUCUCUUCCCAAGGGCCGUAAGCUCGUACAUCGCUAUCUUCACCUUCUGAUCCCUGGAAAUCAUGUUACUCGAGUAAUCUGCAUGGCUGUUUUCCGCCACCUUAGGUUUUUAUUCGGCGGACUACCUUCAGAUUCCAUUGCAGCAGAAACAACCAUCAAUCUGGCCAAGUCUGUGUCUUUAUGCGUAUGCAAUAUGGAAUUAAGCGCACUCAGUGCUUGCCUGGCUGCAGUGGUAUGUUCAUCUGAGCAACCACCCCUUCGCCCUGUUGGAAGUUCAGCUGGCGAUGGAGCCAGCAUAAUUGUGAAGUCUGUGCUUGAUCGAGCAACAGAUCUUCUAACAGACCCUUAUGCUGCAAGCAACUACAGUGUGUCCAGCCGAACUCUAUGGCAGGCAUCAUUUGAUGCUUUCUUUGGGCUUCUUACUAAGUACUGUCUGAGUAAAUAUGACAGUACAAUGCAGACGUUGCUAAUGCAAGCACCAAGUACUGCAAUUACUGGAUCCGAGGCCACAAGAGCUAUAAGCAGGGAGAUGCCCAUUGAAUUGUUACAUGCGAGUCUUCCUCACACAAAUGAGAACCAGCGUAAGGUGUUACUUGAUUUUACUCAGAGAUCCAUGCCUGUUGUUCAUUUUAGUACUCAUGGAGUUCUUAGCAGGGCCGAAAGUUCCGAAUCAGUUCCUGGUUGAUGCACCUAAGUUAAAUUAAGUGUCUUCAAGUAGCACUUAGUGAUUUUGUUUCUGUACAUUAUUUUUCUGUGUGAAAACAUAUACGCGCUCCUUGCUUACCUGAAACAUGUUGGUGGCAUGUGGUAACCGGUCGAUCAUGACAAAUGUAGAUUUCUGAUAAUCUCUGUCUCUCUGUGUCUCUUUUUA